This is a messenger RNA of Gongylonema pulchrum, 213 nucleotides long. Lineage: Eukaryota; Metazoa; Nematoda; Chromadorea; Rhabditida; Gongylonematidae. The record is from the annotation of a GenBank genome assembly.
AUGCUUUUUGUUGCGCGUUAUGCAGAGAAGCAACAGCAGCAGCACAUGAAAGUGUCAAGUCAGAUCAUCAUCAAACAAUGUCCCAGGCUGGAUGUUGUCUUUAACAUUCGUAAAUAUUUUCAUUUGUUUGAAGAAGAGGGCGAAGACGGAGAGUUGCUUCCGUGGCGCCAGGACUCGUUCUCUUAUCCCUCGAAGCAACUCCCGCGGCGAUGA